Molecule: messenger RNA, 2401 nt
Organism: Papilio xuthus (Asian swallowtail)
Lineage: Eukaryota; Metazoa; Arthropoda; Insecta; Lepidoptera; Papilionidae
Exons: 5
Coding region: 493-2373 (626 amino acids)
Biological process (GO): transmembrane transport; monocarboxylic acid transport
Molecular function (GO): monocarboxylic acid transmembrane transporter activity
Source: RefSeq, a predicted model, not a curated record
UGAGGGCAGGACUUUCCAAAGGAGCAAAAUUGUGAUUUUUUAGCCUUUCGCAAUAAAAUUUGCCGCUCUAAAUACGAUUUUAUUUAAGUCAAUAAAAGGUCCCAAAAUAUAGCCUCGUAAUGAUGCCUCGUUUGAGCGCUUUGUAGAGAUACCAUGUAGCAGGUUUUCUCAAGAAGACAAGCUUUGUUUGUUACUUUGAAAUAAAAUAACACAAAAAUAAUAAUUGAUCUCAUAUUAGUUUCUUACAUAUUGACGAUAAGAUAAGACAAAGUACAUUGUGACGACGUUUCCCGAUAACACUGUCAAUGUAUGGAUAGAGUCCCGUCAAUAAGUCGACAUGCUCUCUUUUAUAAUUCUACAUUGAUUUGAAUCAAUAAAUCUAUAUUUUUUACUUUUACAAUGUUGGAUUAAAUAGUGCAACUGUGUUCAAAUGAUUACUAGAACUUGGAGUAUCGGAUUAUUUAUGAAAAAUGCUUGAAGAAAGAACUAUAAAUGGAAGUUGAUGCACGAUCUAGUGGCGCAAGUUGGCGAUGGAGUCUACUGUUUUCUGUAGUGUUUUUGAAUAUAUGCCUGCCAAGCUUGGUGCUAGCAUAUGGCGUUCUGUGGCUGCACCUGACCAGUCUUGAUGUACCAGUAUGGCUCGGCCUCUCCACACCUACCAUCUAUCUGCUCACCUUCGGACUAACUCAAUGUUGGUUUCGCGAGGCGGCCGACUCGUGGGGCGGGUCGACUGGUUACCGUGCGAUGGCCGCAGUUGGCAUCGUGGUAACAGUGGCUAGCCUGCUCACCUGCGCGUUUGUACCCUUGUAUUUACAGCCAUUUAUAUACGGUGUUUUUGGCGGUCUUGGAUCGUCAUUAAUAUCCGCCCAAGUUGACGCAGUGAUAUUCGAAACUUACGACAGCCGCCUCGCAAUAAUACGAGGCAUAUGCAGCACGGGACAAGCGGUCGGACAAUCACUGUUUCCCCACAUUAUAUCAGUUCUAAUAAAUUACUACGGAUACUCUUUUUCAUUCAUCGUUCUUGGUGGAAUAAUAUUGCAAGCGCUGCCGGCUGUUCUUUUUCUUAAAAUCGACGAAAGCGUCAGAAGAAUCGGUGUAUCCGCCAAAUAUUCAGACUUUUAUAAGAAUUAUAAAGGGUUUCAAAAUGAUGGUGCUGAUAACUACUAUACUGCAGAAUUGCAAUUGAUCGAUUUAAGUAAAAAAUGUUGGAAGAGUCCAUCUGAUGAUAAUUUAUACAGAGAAGACGAGGCGGUUGCGGACGAUGAAGUAGUUGGAACGAUAACACCACCGCCCAGCCCCGAGGAGAAGAGAAGAAACAUUUUCGGCGUAGACAUAUUGCCAGAUAUACCGGAGGAGAGCGAGGAGAGUGAAGACGACAUCGAACAAGCUACGAAUGUCAAAGAAUCGUCAAACAAUCAGCGACGAUUUAGCCUUGCAAUCAAAAGACUGAGCACACUAGGUGACAAUUUAGAUGAAUAUAUUACGAAACAAAUUAGAAAAGACUCAAAAGAAGAUUGUAGCAACUUUAACAAUAGAGAACAUUCUGAAAUUGAAGUUACUUAUGACAAUAUAUCUCCAAUGACGGAGAUUCAUAGAGAAAAAGUGUUAAAUUCGUUAUCCUUUAGAUAUCAGUCUACGGUUACAAAUAUAAAGAGAAGGUUCUGGAUUCCAUCGUAUAGAAUGUACAGAGUUAAACGCAGAUUAUUAUAUUUCAUGUAUAACAUAAAUGAUACGUUUAUAAAACCUUUGACGAGAUCACUGUCAUGUUGGAGAUUUUAUCCAGCGUUAUUGCUUAGUUUUGCAAAGCUGUGUUUAACUGCUGUUUUUUUAAAUUUAAUACCGAUGAUAGCGCAGCAGGUUCGACCAAAAAUAUCUAUGUUUGAGACGAACUUUCUCUUGUCCUUGCACGGGUUCACAUGGAUAUGUUUUCUGUUGAGCACACCGUGGUUGGCGCAAACGCCGAAAAGAAAUUUUAAGUACGUCGCUGUGUUUGGAUUAAUUACAUCGACUAUUGCAUGUUUUGUGUUUGCACAAACCAACAAUCACGAUUCGUUCGCCAUUGGCUGUGUAAUAUCUGGAUUGGGUUAUGGAGCUGUCACCUCAUGCUGCGAAACAGCGGUCCAAGAUUUCGUAGGCGCAAGAAAAUGGCCUAAGUUUCAUAGCACGCUUGAAACAUUUUCCGCGACAUUAUUAACCAUAUUCGUAGUUUGUUUGUCAUUUAUUGUAGGUCAGGAGCAUGGCUAUCAAAACUCCAUGUUUAUAAUAGGCAUUGUUUUAAGUGCUGUUACGUUUUUAUGGCUAGUCUUGGCUAUUAUAGCUCUUUACGAUACUAAGCUUAAAUAUUUAAGACCAAACUGGCGUUGUUUAUUUUGAAUACGACAAUAAAAAUAUUUACAAAUUG